Molecule: messenger RNA, 2898 nt
Organism: Oenanthe melanoleuca
Lineage: Eukaryota; Metazoa; Chordata; Aves; Passeriformes; Muscicapidae
Product: antigen WC1.1-like
Exons: 12
Coding region: 46-2688 (880 amino acids)
Cellular component (GO): membrane
Source: RefSeq, a predicted model, not a curated record
CGCUGGCGAGACGUGGCCUGGCUGCGCUGGCUCGGGGCCGCUGCCAUGGGGCCGCUGCUGGCGCUGGCGCUGCUCGUGUGCGUGCAGCUGUGUGCGGGCUCCGGGGAGCUGCGUCUGGUGGGCGGCGGCGGGCGCUGUGCCGGGCGCGUGGAGCUGGAGCACGGCGGGGAGUGGGGCUCCAUCUGUGUCUUCGACUCCGACCGGGACGCCCGAUGGGCCAGCGUGGUGUGCCGGCAGCUGGGCUGUGGCCAGGUGGCCAGGGCGUCCCCGUACGCCCCGUUCGGUCAGGGCACGGGGCGGAUCUGGCUGCAGCCCGUGUUCUGCAACGGCACCGAGAAUUCGCUGGAGGAGUGUCCGCACUUCGGAUGGGGACAGCACUUCUGCAGCCACGAGCGGGAUGCGGGGGUGACCUGCACAGGAUUUUCUCGGCUGGUCGGAGGUGCCGGAGCCUGUGCCGGGCAGCUGGAGGUGCGGCAGGACCGGGCCUGGCUUGGUGUGUGUGAGGAUCAGGUGGACAUGAAGGCGGCCCAGGUGGUGUGCAGGGAGCUGGGCUGCGGUGAGGCGCUCGCCAUGGGCGGCAGUGGCCGGGUUGGGGCGGCACCGGGAUCGCUCUGGGACGGGGGCUUCCAGUGCAAUGGCACCGAGUCCCUCCUGAGCGCCUGUGCCCGGCGUCCGGCCCCCAGGCAGGGCUGCAGCGGCCGUGCCAGCAUCAUCUGCUCCCCCUACACGGGCUUCCGCCUGGGGAACAGCAGCUCGGGAUGCUCCGGGCGAGUGGAGGUGGCCGUGAGGGGGACGUGGGGCUCCGUGUGCGCCAGCGAGUGGGAGCUGCCCGAUGCGCACGUCCUGUGCCGCCACCUGGGCUGCGGCCGCGCCCUCGCCGUGCCCCCAGGAGGCUCCUUCGGCAGCGGGGAGGGGCCGCUGCGGCCGGACACCUUCGGCUGCAGCGGGAGCGAGCGGCACCCGGGCCAGUGCCCCGUGUCUGUGCUGGGGAAGCCGCCCUGUGCCCCCGGGAACGCCGCUGCUGUCAGCUGCUCAGGCGUUGUCAAGUCCGUGCGGCUGGUGGAGGGUGAGACGCGGUGCGAUGGGUGGCUGGAGUUGGCCGUAGACAACGGGACGUGGCGCCGUGUGCCAGCAGACAUUUUGUUCAUACGGAAUUUCAGUAAGGUUUGCAGAGACAUGGGCUGUGCAGGACUGGACAUGACUCGGAUGGUGGAUGGCACGAUUUACCUGAACUACAUCAACGAGACGGAGAGGGCCAUCUUGGAUAGUGUGCUCACAACCAUCCAGGAGAUGACCACAGCGCUGACUAAGGGGCCCGAAUGGCUGAACGAGGAAUUUUUAAAGGACCACGUUCCCCCUGCUUAUUUGUGGUGGAUGAAAACUGCACCAGCUGGAAUCCAUCACGGGGCAGAAAUCAUCUGCUCAGGCAGCCGGCAGGUGAGGCUGGUGGGGAGCUCAGGGCGCUGUGCCGGGCGCGUGGAGGUCUAUUCCGGUGGCAGCUGGAGCAGCGUGUGCCAGGAAGGCUGGGAGCUGCAGGACGCUGCCGUUGUGUGCCGGGAGCUGGGCUGUGGCACGGCCCUGGAGGCGCCGAGCUGGGCGCGCUUCGGUGCCGGCACGGGGCCGCUGUGGCCGUACAUGGCCGAGUGCUCCGGGAGCGAGGAGUCUCUCUGGGAAUGCGGGCGCUCGGAGCAGCGCGAGUGCGGGCGCGGCCUUGGGGCAGGGGCCGUGUGCUCAGAGCAGAUCUCGGUGCGGCUGGCAGGCGGCCGUGGGCGCUGCCGUGGCUACCUGGAGGUGUCCUAUAACGGCACCUGGGGCCGCGUGUGCUCCAACGGCACCAGCACCGGCACCGCCGCCGCCGUGUGCCGCCAGCUGGGCUGUGGGCACCGGGGCUGGCUGUCGGCCGUCCCCGGCCAGCAGGCGUCCCGUGCCUGGCUGGCCUGGGUGGGAUGCGAGGACGGGGCCCGCUCACUCUGGGGGUGCCCCUCGGCACCCUGGCAGCUGCAGAGCUGCGGCGCUGGCGGGCACGCCCACGUGGAUUGUGAGGAGGACAGCGAUGGCAGCACCGAGACAGACACUACCCCAUAUCCGGAGGGUGCCAGCAGCACAGGUGUCCCCAGCAGCAGCACCCCGGCAGUGGGCGUGGGGACGGUGCCUGUGCCAACUGUGCUGUGCGUGGUGCUGGGGACGCUGCUGUGCCUGGCCCUGGGUGCCCUGGCCGUGCUGCUGUGCCGUGCCCGUGCCUGGCGCCGAGGCCGUGGCAGAGCUGCAGAUGCCAUCUCCAACGCUGUCUACGAGGAGCUGGACUACACGGCCAUGCCGGAGUACCAGGAGGUGCCCAGUGGCCCAGGUUCCCUGUCACAGGGAUGGGUCAAGAAGCUGCCGUAUUCCAGCGGGGACAGCAUGGAGGGCAGUGACACCGAGGCAGCCCCAGACCCCCCUGCCUGGCCCCAGGAAGGAAUCCCAGAUGGCUACGACGAUGUCCUGGAUGUGCCACAGGAUCCCCCUGCUCCAGGCACUGGGGACAUGUCCAAGGGUGUGGCACAGCAGAGGUGGAUCUGUGCCCUCCCCACAGGUGUGAUCUCGUCCUCUUCAAGUGCCCCAGGAUCUACACAGGACCCCUUGGAACAGCCCUCAGGGCACUCGGACUAUGAUGAUAUUGGUAGCAGCGCCCUGGAGACGGUGCCAUGAGGAUUCCCUGGCCAUGCUCCAGCCCUGGGGACAUGUGUGUGGCAGUGUGGUGGGAGUCUGUCACCAGGAAGGGGUGAUCAUGUCCACCGUGAUCACCCCAUUUUGUCCAUUGCUGCAGGAAAACAGCUCCGUUAUAGGGAUUUUCUUUUAUUUCAGUCUGAAUUUCCCUUUUGUCCUAUUAAAACCAAAACUGGUCAGAUACUCACUCCC